Molecule: messenger RNA, 375 nt
Organism: Colletotrichum truncatum
Lineage: Eukaryota; Fungi; Ascomycota; Sordariomycetes; Glomerellales; Glomerellaceae
Biological process (GO): mitochondrial electron transport, ubiquinol to cytochrome c
Source: RefSeq, a predicted model, not a curated record
AUGCAGCAAUCCGACCGCCAACGAUUUGCACCGGAACCAUGGGCUGACCAGGGGAAUUUAGAUACGCUACUGUCCCCAACGUUGCUGGCUGGACUGUUGGCUCCGUCGUCAAGUUCGGAACCCGCGCUGCCGGUUUCGGUGCCGCCGCUGGCAUUGCCGCUCUCUUCUACACCUCUGGUAUUCCCAGAAUACAGAAGGACAUCCUCCAGAAGAUCCCCGUUUUCGGUCAGAACUUCAUCAAGGAGAUCCACCCCGCCGACAACCCUUUCUAAACGCCUUCUUCAUCGACGUGUGCUUUUUCGAGACAGAGAAAGAGAAAGCAUUGCGGGAUGGAGUUGUGAGAUCAUGGAGCGUUCCCCUCUGGGAUUUGUAUAA